Molecule: messenger RNA, 3969 nt
Organism: Frankliniella occidentalis (western flower thrips)
Lineage: Eukaryota; Metazoa; Arthropoda; Insecta; Thysanoptera; Thripidae
Product: coiled-coil domain-containing protein 186
Exons: 14
Coding region: 237-2969 (910 amino acids)
Biological process (GO): vesicle cytoskeletal trafficking
Cellular component (GO): trans-Golgi network
Molecular function (GO): small GTPase binding
Source: RefSeq, a predicted model, not a curated record
ACUUCUGCUUGUGAUGACAGCUGCCACAACAGUCAGCACAUAAACACGAGUUAUUUGACAUUGUGGGCGAAUUGUUUUUUAAACGGCGAUAAUGAAGUGAACUUUCCUACUUACCAGAGAAAGGCUUUGACCUCUGUGAGGUGAUACAUGUAUCCUGAGAACGGCAAAACCCUUUUCCAAACAGGUUAAGGCUCCCUCUGUCAUGUAAGCAAAGCUCACUCUCUGUCUAUUUAAAAAUGAUUGAAGAAGAUGAUUCGUGCAAUGAGAAUAACAAAGCUAACUUAAGAGAAAAACAAGAAGACUCAACAACACUUGCAAAUAAUGGAGCAAUCGUCAAUCAGUCACUGGUUUCUAAGUCUGAGAGCAAAUCAACUAUUGACACACAUCUCAUCUCUUCAGGAUGUGCUUCAAACAUACCCGAUAACUUUUCCAAACCAGAUUCUAAUCCUACAUUGGACAGCCUCGGAAUAAAAUCUUCAGGAAAACAUGAUGAUGGCUCUGUAGAUGGGAUAGCAUCCGAGAUGGAGAAUGAGCUAGAAGAGAGCACUGAUGUAAAAGAAAAUUCGGGCUGUGUGACUGUAUGUGUACCGUUGGAGACCAGAUCUGAUGAGCAACAGUUACAUACUUUUAAAAAUGGAUUUUCGAAUGCUGAUACUAAUACUUCACUAGAGGACGAUCAAAACAAAAAGUUCUUUACAAGUACUUGUGAUACAACAUCAAUUGUAGUUUCUUCUGAACAAUCAAAUGAAGAUUAUCAUUGCAAACCAUCAAUCACUGUAGAUUUAACUUGUACAAGCCCUCAGUUUCAAUCAACUGAAGGCUCAGAUGAUUUUGUACUUAGGGAACUAAACAUGGUUUUAUCAAAAUUAGGAUUUGGUAUCAGGAAAAACAGUGACAACGAAAAUAAGAGUUCUUCUGAAACUGAUGGCAAUCUUGAGGCCUUCUAUGAUGCAGACAGUCCACUCACUCUUAAGGAAUUUGUUACAAAUUUGCAGUACCAAUUGUCAAAGUAUAAGCUUGCCAAUGAAAAAUUUCGGGAUGAUCAUUACACUGAGGUUCAAGCUCUUGAGCGUGCUUUUGCACAAGAAAAAAAUCGGUUUGAGCAACAAGAGACUUUAGCAUUGCAAACAAUCACUCAGUUAAAGAGUGAUCUUCAAAAGAAAACUCAACUUUAUGAGUCAGCCAACAAGGACAAGGAAGGAAUGGUGAUAAAGUAUGCAAUGAGUGAAAAGGCUGCCAUCACAAUCCGCAAAGAUUUAGAGCUAGCAGAGCGGAGACUCAAGGAGGCUAAUCGGGCACGAGAUUUGUUAUCGGAUCGACUUAAAACAGUACAGUCUGAAAAAGAAAAGGCAAACAACUUAUUAGAGGCAAAGGGUCAAGAAUUUGGCACUAUAAAUAGAGAAAAUCAGAGACUCAAGGAGGAUCUGCGAUGGACACAAAAUAAGCUGAAAACUGAAUCUGAGAGUAAAAAGGAUGCUGAACAGAGAAUUACAGACCUGAUUCGAAAAUUGGAAGAAGCAAGAUUGGAAGCUGAGCAAGCCCGUAAAGAUGCUCAGACUGCUAUUAAGUCAUUCCAGGAGUCUGAGGAAAACAAAGCAGUAUCUUUAGAUCACCAACUACGAGAGCAACAUGCCAAACUUAUUCUAGAGAGGCAUGGGAGAGCUGACACUGUAGUAGUUUUAAAACAACUUCAAUCUGAGGUAGAAGCAUUAAAAGCAAAACAGCAAGCCCUCAUUGAUGAAAAUAAUCAGUUAUCCUUAAAGGUCCAGACUUUAGAAAAAGAGAGAUUAGAAGGUGAUCAGAGAUUAUCACGUUUAAAGUUAGAAAGUGAUAAACAUCAGCAAGAAGUUGCUGAUCUCCGUGAAAAAGUUGCAGGCAUGGAAUCCUUGAAGGCACAGCUACAACACUAUGAAGAUCAACUUGCUACUUGCCGUAGUGAAAUGGAAAGGCUUCGGCAGACCAAUGUUGAUCUUCAGCAAGAUGCUGCAGCUUGUCGCGAGCGGGAAGCAGAGCUGCUUGACUUUACUCAAAAAUUGACUGAGAAAAAUGUUCGCCUUCAGUCCGAAUUUUCAGCUCUGGAGGCUAGGGCUCACAUGCUGGAAAGUGAACAACAACCACUUACAAGAAAGUUAAGUGAAACAGAAAGUAAAGUGACUUCAUUGACCAUAGAUUUGGAGAAAGAAAAGAAGUUGAGACAGGAGGAAAAUUCCAUACUUGCUAGGCACUUGGCCGAAAGCACACACAAGCUUGAACAAACUCAACAGCAGCUUGAAGAUUCACAAGGGGAAAUAGAACUCUUGAAAAGAAAACAUGCUGCUUCUAUUCGUGAAUUAACUAGAGAAAUUCAGCAGUCCAGAAAACGUCAGGAGAUGGUAGAGAACUCUGGUGGAGGUAGCCAUAAUAGCAGUCAUAGCAGUACAUCCAUAGCACAGGUUUCUAGAACUUCAUCAAGCUCCUCCCUGAACACUGUCUGUGAACCAAGUCCUACUCCCAUGUUACCACCCAUCACAUUUCCUAAUGGACAGGAGCCUGAUAAACAGGUUUUGAUCGAGCGUUUAGUAAAGCUCCAGAGAGAAAAUGCUAAGAAAGCCGAAAAACUAGAUUUUAUGGAAGAACAUUCCCAAGUUUUGGUUGGUGAACUUCAAAAGAAGACUCGACUGAUUCAAAGCUUUGUCAUGAAGAUGCCAGCUGGGGCUUUUACAUCUGAGUCUAUGGACCAAAACAAGCAUGCAAUAGCUGGAUUUUCAAAAACAAAUCAGGCCGACCUAGCGAAGCGUUCUGGUGUAAUGGCAAGCAUGUAUGGCAGUAGAAAUGAUGAAACUGUGUCAAUAGAACUAUCAAUGGAAAUCAAUCGCAAACUUCAAGCUGUUUUGGAAGAUACCCUUCUGAAGAACAUUACUUUAAAGGAAAACCUUGACACACUGGGAGCAGAAAUUGCCAGACUAUCCAAUAAGAGUUCUAAUAAGUAACUUCUGGGGAACUAAUUUUAUACUUUUUGCUUGUUCCCUGUAUGUUUUCUUUUACUAUAAUUUCUACCAUUUUAUGCUUUGUUAUUACAUACUGCAAAGUACUUCUACUUCAGUGAAAAAUCAAAACCUUGAUUGAUGUAUUACCUUCUAAGUUAUUCACAAAGUACCUGAAAUUUAUUCAUCCAUCAAUAUUAAUUUCUAUUCCUUAGCUUGUCUAUAUUUUGCUGUAUUAGGCAUUUCUCAUUGUGGAGUUUUUGGAAAUUUGAGAACGUUCCCAUAUCAGAUCGAAUUAUUGUGACAUCUGACGUACAGUAUUUAUUGCAUAGUAUUUAAUAUCGAUUUAGCUCAUGUCUGUUGCCAAUAAUAUCACCUACAAAAAUUUUGCAUUGCGUGCUUUUGUUACAAUAUGCAAUAUGCAAUUGCUAUUUAUUUAUAAAUAAGUUUAGUUGAAAAUCAUAUAUGAUACUUCUGAUAGUACUGACAGUACUAUUUACAGUUAUUACUGAUUUUCUGAUUUUCUUCCAUAAAUCUUGAGGAUCAUGUUAAAGGUGUUCCAUUUUGGUGGUGUACUUUCUUAGUCAUAUUUGAAUAAGUAAUGAAAUGAAAGAUCUGUGAUCUAUAUGUGUAAUUUUUCUGCAUUGUCGUCAGUUCAUUGUUAAAAGUGUUGAGGGACUAGAUUAAUUUGUGAUGAUGUGUAGACAUCACAGUCUGAAACACACAUUGUGUGUACCGGUAUUUUUAACUUUUUGCUGUAGUUUUCCACACGUUUCCCUUCUGCCUUAUGAAACCCUUUCUGUUAAAAUCUUCAAAUUAAUUGUUUCAUAUUUUCCUUAAAGUUGAGUGUGGAUGACUUUUCUUUAAAGUUUUCCUAAGAGGUAGAUGGAGAUGUCCUAAGGAACAGGGUUAAAUUAUUGGAAGUAAUUUUACAACUUCUGUCAAUUUUUCUUGCUAAACUGUAAUCUUAUCCAGUCGUAAUAAAGGAAACAUGACAAAUCGGUAA